Molecule: messenger RNA, 1893 nt
Organism: Chlorocebus sabaeus (green monkey)
Lineage: Eukaryota; Metazoa; Chordata; Mammalia; Primates; Cercopithecidae
Gene: NAA11
Product: N-alpha-acetyltransferase 11, NatA catalytic subunit
Biological process (GO): N-terminal protein amino acid acetylation
Cellular component (GO): NatA complex
Molecular function (GO): protein N-terminal-serine acetyltransferase activity; protein-N-terminal-glutamate acetyltransferase activity
Source: RefSeq, a predicted model, not a curated record
CUUACAAAGAGUGAGUGAAAAAAACCUGACACAAAAAUAAUACAUGCACUAUGAUUCCAUUUAUAUAAAGUCUGUCAGAAGUCUAGGUAAUCAUUAUUUUUGGGACGUUGGAAGCAGGUACUGGAAGGGGACAGGAGGGGGGGUUCUGGGAUACAAUGUUCUUUAUUUCCUCUAAGUUCCUGUUAUAUGGGUUUCUCCAGUUUGUGAAAAAUUAUUCAGAUAUACCCAAAUCAAAAAGUUAAAACUUAAACAAAUAAAAAUAAUAAUUGCAAUGGAUCACUUUAUUUAAAACCAAGGAGGUCACAAUGAACUCCUGUCUCCCCACCCCCUAACCCCUGCGCACGCAGACGCACAAUGAAGUGAAACCUCAUUGGCUGGGAUCAGUGACGCACUUCUGAAAGCCGCAGCUUAGCACCAUCUUUUCCAUCUCCUGCUCGUCUGCCUUCCCGCCAUCUGGCCUCCACAAGAUUCAGCCCGGUGGUGUUAGCCCCCUGGGCUUGAUUCGUGAGGCAAACAGUGUCCCUUAAGGUCGGCAACAGCCUCUUCUGGGUUCACUGCAGUCCAGCCGGCUCCCUACCCGCCGCCAUUAUGAACAUCCGCAACGCUCGGCCAGACGACCUGAUGAAUAUGCAGCACUGCAACCUCCUUUGCCUUCCUGAGAACUACCAGAUGAAAUACUAUUUAUAUCAUGGCCUUUCCUGGCCCCAGCUUUCUUACAUCGCUGAGGAUGAGGACGGGAAGAUUGUGGGCUAUGUCCUAGCCAAAAUGGAGGAGGACCCAGAUGAUGUCCCGCAUGGCCAUAUCACCUCACUUGCCGUGAAGCGUUCACACCGGCGCCUCGGCCUGGCCCAGAAGCUGAUGGACCAGGCCUCCAGGGCCAUGAUAGAGAACUUUAACGCCAAAUACGUGUCUCUGCAUGUCAGGAAGAGUAACCGGGCAGCCUUGCACCUCUAUUCUAACACCCUCAACUUUCAGAUUAGUGAGGUGGAACCUAAAUACUAUGCAGAUGGGGAAGAUGCUUAUGCUAUGAAGCGGGAUCUCUCGCAGAUGGCAGAUGAGCUGAGACGACAAGUGGACCUGGAGAAGGGAGGGUAUGUGGUCCUGGGCUCCAGGGAGAACCAGGAGACCCAGGGCAGCACACUUUGUGGUUCUGAAGAGGCCUGUCAGCAAAAGAACCCGGAUACCGAACAAAGUAGCAGUGACAGCAAAGAACCUAAGGAGUCUGUGGAGAGCACCAACGUCCAAGACAGCUCAGAAGGCUCGGAUUCCACCUCCUAGAGCAUGCUUAAGCAUUGCAGGUCCUCAUGUCUCAACCACAUCUACCCUGUGAACCCUGGCUUAGUCUGUCUGCUCUGCAGCAUCUGCUGUGGGGAUCAUCUCACAGUGACCAAAAUGGCUUCUUACUCUCAACUCUAAACGACCACCUUUCACGUAUCCUGCUGGGAUCAUGAAGGAAUACCUGGACACAAGAGCUGCUGCACAACAGCCAACAAAGUUUGAGACCUGCCAUUACAGAACCUUUCUUGGCCUACUCACACCGUGCUGCCGUUUUAUUCUGUUUGUAGUAGUCCUCUGUUGGGUGUGGUUAUCCUGCAAGUUUUUCUCCUUUUAGAAUGAUGAACAGGAAGCAGGGCAAACUCUUAAAGCUUUCCAACUUUCAGUUAUUUGUUUUUUUUUGUUUUUUUUUUUUAACCAUUAUUUACCUGGGUUUUCAUCCAUAUUUUUUUGCCAUUAUUUUACCUGAGUUUUCAUCCUUGAGGAGGUGAGGUAGUCAGGACCAUGAAGUCAGACCUUAUGCCCCCUUCCUCCUCUUUCCUGGAAGAAGUAUUCUGUUUCUUUUUCCUUUCUCUGGGAACUCCUCCUUUAUACUAUUCCCCCACAACCUUUUUUUUU